CCUAUCUAUGCUGUUGAGAUUCAGUUGAAUAAACUGACCAAAAUUUUUUUUUUCUUAUAAAACAUAUUACUACCGCUAAACACUCGACACAGUUCAUUCCCUCAAUCAAACCUUGCCUCACGAUGAUCCGCCGCAAACCCACUGCUAUAGCAAUCACCUUCGAUGACCUCACAAUGUUUGAGGAAUCCCGAAUGCGCAAACUAGAAAAAGAAAGCAACAUUCAAGACCAAGGCCAAAAUAAUGCUCGCGUGAACUUUGACCCGAGCGAUGAAUUGAAGCCUUUACCGGGAGACAAAGCACGGAUUGUUCGAUCUCGUGAGGAGCGAAUUGGUAUCAACCAACGGAAUUGAAAACAGCUACAUAUUAAUAUCCCUCGCGGCCCAACAGAUCUUGCAAUGACCUGACUCAACUAUUUGGGGGGGG
Molecule: messenger RNA, 423 nt
Organism: Aspergillus ochraceoroseus IBT 24754
Lineage: Eukaryota; Fungi; Ascomycota; Eurotiomycetes; Eurotiales; Aspergillaceae
Product: CDC26 family anaphase-promoting complex subunit
Exons: 1
Coding region: 123-350 (75 amino acids)
Biological process (GO): anaphase-promoting complex-dependent catabolic process
Cellular component (GO): anaphase-promoting complex
Source: RefSeq, a predicted model, not a curated record